AUGAUCGCUGCCGUGGGCUUAGACACCAUCUCCAGCGGCAUCCUUUGCGCCGACGCAGUCGGCAGGGAUGCAGAGGUUGAGGUGCUCGCAAAGGUAGCUGAGGACGCUUUCUGCUUCAGUCGCCAGCAGGAGUCGAAUCAGACCAUUAUCGAGGUUGUGGGCGAACUGGACAAGCUGCACUUGGAGAUCCUGAUUGACCGCCGUGAGCGCGAGUUCAAGAUCGAGGCCAACAUUCGCAAGCUGCGGGCUCACCGAGAGAUCACGAACUUAUUGGAGCUUUGGUGCACGCGCGAGAAGCAGGCCGGCCAACCUGUCAAGCUGCGCAUGUCCUUCGAGCCCAGCCCUGGGGAGGCCUUUGAGAUCUCAAUCGCUUCCAAGGAGUACGUGCCUGCAGCGAUCAAGGGCACAGAGCGCGAGUUUCUGAACGGUGGGCGCGCGGGCUCCCCGGUCGUGGACAUCAGUGACGUCAAGACCGAACGGGGCGGCUUCCGCCCGGUGGAAUCUUCUGCCAUUACCUUCGAGAUUGCAGCUUAUUGCGUUCGUGUGUCCAGACCGGCGCCCUUGCAAGCGCAACUGUUGCAGCAAGCUGUGGCCCAAAAUGUAUGGCGGCCUUUGUGUUGUCUAGCCACCGCUCAUAGCAACGCUAUGCCCAUCGUAUUUGGGCGUGGCCGCUGCAUCGGCUUCAUCGAUACCCCCGGCCACGAAGACUUCACAUGGCUGGUGGAGGGCUGGGACAGCCCCCUUUCUGUUGCUGAUGUUGCAGGGAUUGAGCUUGAGAGGGAAACCGUCUGGCGCGAGGCUCGUUACAAGUACAAGGUUGCGCAUGUAUUUGUCGCGAUAAUGGUCGAACAGCUUGACGCGAACCCCUUCUCCAUUCAGUUGCUCGAGAAGGCUAUGGAGCAGGACGAGGAAGUUCUCGAGGCCUACCUUGCAUCUGGUAAGGCAUCCUUGGAGAUGCCUCUGAUGACCAAGCCAGAGGAGCGUAUGUCAGAUGAGCGCAUGGGCCGAAUGGUUUUGAUGCACUCCACAACUCAUGAGGAAACAAAGGAGGCCCAGGCAGGCGACAUGAUCGCUGCCGUGGGCUUAGACACCAUCUCCAGCGGCAUCCUUUGCGCCGACGCAGUCGGCAAGGAUGCAGAGGUUGAGGUGCUCGCAAAGGUAGCUGAGGACGCUUUCUGCUUCAGUCGCCAGCAGGAGUCGAAUCAGACCAUUAUCGAGGUUAUGGACGAACUGGACAAGCUGCACUUGGAGAUCAUGAUUGACCGCUGUGAGCGCGAGUUCAAGAUCGAGGCCAACAUUCGCAAGCUGCAGGCGCACCGAGAGAUCACAGAGCCAGUGGAGCGAUGA
This is a messenger RNA of Symbiodinium sp. CCMP2592, 1347 nucleotides long. Lineage: Eukaryota; Dinophyceae; Suessiales; Symbiodiniaceae. The record is from the annotation of a GenBank genome assembly.